This is a messenger RNA of Osmerus eperlanus (European smelt), 5714 nucleotides long. RefSeq names its product cingulin-like 1 (gene cgnl1). Gene Ontology annotation, biological process: protein localization to cell-cell junction. The transcript is spliced from 19 exons. The record is from RefSeq and is a predicted model, not a curated record. The coding region runs from base 206 to 4159 and encodes 1317 amino acids. Lineage: Eukaryota; Metazoa; Chordata; Actinopteri; Osmeriformes; Osmeridae. Gene Ontology annotation, cellular component: bicellular tight junction; myosin complex.
GCGUCGUUCUAAACUGUGCUGAUCUACAGAAUAAGACACUCAACAAAUUAAUUUGGGAAAAUCUUGGGGACUAUGGCACUUCCAUAAAUCGCAGAAUUGUCCACGAUUAGGCUACUUAACGGCAGUUAUUUACAUAUUGACCGAACAUCGACGCCGAGGUGGGCCUAAUCUGGGGAGACAGAUUUCCUCUCUUUCUGCUUUCCUAAUGGAGUCGUACAGAGUCUCUGGCAUUCCUAACAGUGGUCUACAGCAGGGCUACACCCAGCCUGCCUCUCGCGCCUCCAGGGCUCAGAGCAACGGAGGGGGCAGCUACGGCCUCAGCAUCCGGGUCCAGGGGAUCGAUGGACACCCCUACGUGGUUCUGAACAACCAAGACCGUGGGUCUCAACCCUACACUGAUCCCAACAGUAACGGAUACAUAGACACCGAAGGGUCUUUUAUCGAUAACUAUCAUGAGUAUGACUUCAGAGGGAGCAGGGAGUCUGGCUCUGACAGCCCGUUUGUGGAGUACAGGUCCCAGAAGCAAUUUGGUGGCCCUCAGAAUGGUGUUCAAGACCCUCAAGGUAAGAAGUCAUCUGCCUUGCUGAACUUCCAGAAGCAUCCUGAGAUCCUGAAGCCUUACGACCCAAAAAAUAACACCUUGAGUCUGGAUGGUUACAGCAGCCUGCCUUCCUGCCCAGUCUCCCUAGCUGAGACUGGGAAUCGCCAGCAAGGCCCCUCUCCCAGAUCCUCCUCUCCCGUAGUGUCCCAUGCAAGGUCAUCCAGCCCAGACCAGACGAAAGACGCAGGCCAGCAAGAGAAAACACAGCCCCAGCCCCCACCGCAGACCAGGCCAGCCCUCUCUAAGCCUCAGGCCAAGCUAGCCCAGCCUCAGUCAAGGCCCCAAGCCAACCCACCCCAACCUGAGUACAAGCCCCAAGCCCAAGUGGCCGAGCCCCAGUCCAAAUCCCAGUCUCCACCUCUAUCCCAGCCCCAGCGCCUGCCUGUGCCCCAGCCCUCAGCAGUCUCCAGCCUCCCCAGUGAACCUGACAAGACCUGCAGGUCUCCCAGCACCAUCAGCAGUGCCUUCUCCAGUCUGGAGCGCAGCCGGCUGGAACCAGACGUCCUCCCCCUCCGCAGGACUGACUCCAGUGGGCCGGUACUGCAGCCCUCCUCCCGCUCCCGCCACUCCUCCAGCUCCUCCACCAAAGCUGACGACCAGCUGGAGGCCUUGUAUGCCGACACCAUCAACCGCCACCAGAAUCGCCGCUACAUCCCCUUCCUACCCGGUACCGGCCGAGAUAUCGACACAGGCUCCAUCCCCGGCGUGGACGAGCUCAUCGACAAGUUUGACGGCAAAGAUGGCGGCCAUCAGCGGAGGGGCAGGGCGGGACGGCGGAACCGCAUCAACCCAGAGGACCGGAAGCGCUCGCGGAGUGUAGACAGCGCUCUGCCCUUCGGCUUGCGAGGAGAGUCUGACUACCUGGAUGAGUUCAGUAAGAACCAGGGCAGGUGUACAGAGCACGUUCUGAGGCCCUCCCAGCUACGUCUGCAGAAGGCUCAGGGGAGUAUUGACUCCUGGGUGACCGCGGUGGAGGGGAAGACCAGUGCCAGAGCUCCAAUGCAGGGCAGCAGUGCACCAAGCUCCCCUGAAGGCACUGUUUCUAAAGGGGUAGGCUCCAUCCAGGGGUACAAAGCGCCCCAGAGUCGCUCCUCCACACUGCCCUUCAACAGCAAAGGAGCGGAGGAGGGAAGGUUGAUGUCCGGCCCUAAGAUUCUGACUAGUGUGGCAACAACAUCUCUAUCCAAGCCAGCCUCCAGUACAAGCACAAAGCCCACUGCUGAGCUAGAUGUGCAGGCUACGCCAGACCUUCUCAAAGGUCAGCAGGAGCUUUCACAACAAACACAUGAAGAGACAGCUAAACAGAUUUUGUUCAAUUACCUCAAGGAUGGGAGCAACGAUAACGAUGACACCACCAAGAGGAAGGUCAAUCUGGUCUUUGAGAAGAUCCAGACCUUGAAGUCGCGUGCUGCUGGGAGCGUUCAAGUGGACAACAAAUCUCCGGACUCUACUGUUCAGACCAAGGCCUUGGAGGAGCAGAGAGAAGAGUUGGAAAAAGAAGUAACAGACUUAAAACAACAACUGAAGAAGCAAGCAAAGAAGCAGGUGGGUCUGACCCAGGCCCAGGAGAAGGCUGGUGCAGGUGUGAAGAACCUGCAGCAGGACGUGGACAGGAGCCAGGAGGAGGUCUGCCGUCUGAGGGAGAAGCUGGCCAAGACGGAGGCGGAGCUGCGAAGCACCCUGGAGGAGCUGUUCCAGGUGAAGAUGGAGAGGGAACAGUACCAGACAGAGAUCCGGGACCUGCAGGACCAGCUGUCAGAGAUGCAUGACGAGCUUGACGGUGCCAAGAGGUCUGCGUCGGACGGGGAAAAGGAUGCCAUGAUGGAGGACCUGCUGCAGCUGAAGAUGGGCCUGCAGGAGGUGCUUCUGGCUAAAGAGGAGCAGGAGGAGGUACUGAGAAGGCGCGAGAGGGAGCUGACUGCUCUGAAGGGGGCACUGAAGGAGGAAGUGGCCACACAUGACCAGGAAGUGGACAAGCUGAGGGAACAGUAUGAGAAGGAGAUGAACAAACUGCAAACGUCUGUGGAGGAGGCCAAGCAGAGCAUCGCGGCGGCGAGCCGCGAGAAGGCCGAGGUGGAGGCAGCCAUGGGUGCGGUGGAGGGCCAGGCAGGGCGUCUCACCGCGGAGUUUGAGCGGCUACGUAAGCGGGCGCAGGAGCUGGAGAACGAGGUGGCCAAGCUGAACCGCAUCAUCGACGAGGCCAAGCUGCAGGAGAGCAAACUGGGAGACCGAGUUGGCAGGCUGGAGAAAGAGAAGAAGCAGCUAGGAGAGUCUCUGGCUGAGAUCAAAGAGCAGGAGGAGGAGAUGUCACGCGCCAACCGUGCCUUGACCACACGGUUAGAGGAUGUGCAGAGAAACCUGACCAAACUGAACCACGACCACAGAGAACUGGAGGAACGGUGGAAAGAGGAGAGGUGUCAGAAGGAGCUGUUCAAGAACACCAAGAACGAGAUCGAGGACGAGAGAAAGCUGCUAGACCGGACCGUGGAGAAACUACAGAGAGAGAUGAGCGAGAUAGUGGAGGCGUCCCAGUCGUCCACCCAGGAGCUGCAGGAGCAGAUUGACGUGUACAAGGAGAAGAACCGCCGGGAGCUGUCCGAGCUGCAGAGACAACUGAGAGAGCGAGGCCAGGAGCUGGAGAAGUCCCGAUUGGACACCAAAAGCCUACAGGAAGAGCUGUCCAACCUGGAGGAUGACCUGAGGCAGUGUAAGAGGGAGCGAGAUGAGGCAGUGCUCAACGAGAAGGUUCUGGAACAGAAGGUGUAUGAUUUGGAGAUGGAGGCCGAGACCAAGGCCCAUUCUAAAGAUGACAAAUCCAGACAGUUGAAACUCACAGAGGACAGGAUCGCCCAGCUGGAGAUGGACCUGGAUGAGGAGCGUCAGAGUGGAGACCUGCUGAUGGAGAGGAUAGACCGAGGCAGGGAGCAGGUGGAGCAGAUGAGAAAUGAACUCCUGCAGGAGAGGGCUGGCAGACAGGACGUGGAGUGUGACAAGAUGGCUCUGGAGAGACAGAACAAGGAUCUGAAGAGCAGAGUGGCCCAUCUGGAGGGCUCCCAGAAAUCCAACAAGGAAGGCCUGGUGUCCCAGCUGGAGAACCGCAUCCAGGAGCUGGAGGAGAGGCUGGAGGGAGAGGAGAGGGAGCGUUCCAACCUGCAGAUGGUAAACCGCAGGCUGGAGAGAAAGGUCAAGGAGAUGAUGAUGCAAGUGGAUGAAGAACACCACUCCAUGCAGGACCAGAAGGACCAGUUGAACCUGCGCCUGAAGGCCCUGAAGAGACAGAUGGACGAGGCGGAGGAGGAGAUCGACCGUCUGGAACACGGCAAGAAGAAGCUGCAGAGGGAUCUGGACGAGCAGCAGGAGGCCACGGAGCAGCUCCAGAGCCAGCUCAAAGCCCUGCGCAGCGAGAUGAGGCGGAAGAGCAACUCGGCUCCGCUGCUCAACAACCUGGACGAUGACGACGAAGACGACAUCAGCACAGAUGGAGAGACCUACUUCAGCUCCUCUGGGUACAAGCGCUCCUCCAGUCAGGACAACAUCAUCUCUACCUACACUUUGUAAACAAACACUGACAAAGACUUUCUGUGACGAGAACAAGCUCCACGUAUACAGCAGGGCAACCAACUGCACUGACCUCCCUACAUCUCAGAGACCACGCUAUUCUGGCUAUGUGCUUUUGGGAGGUGAUCCAAACAACUUUGAAACUAUGGGACCAUGCUUGACAUAAUUGGGUUUCCCUUCACAGUGCACCAACUGUUAGGAGACAUGGUUAAAAUGUAAUUGCGCUGGCUUGUAAAUGAUUGAUUAGAUUGGUGUUCAGCAUUAGUUGAAUUAUAAACGCACUCCUAAUCCUGAGCUCUUGUUAAUUAUUGCACGUCUAGUGAUGGUGGUUUUACCAAUUGUCAUUUGUCACCACCAAUUAGAUAUGAAGGACAUCACGGUAUUUACCUUUCUAAUGCCCUGUUAAGGAAAGGAAAAGCUCCAAUGCCUUGUUGAAGUUAUUUGCUAAUCACGUAACAGAUUUGAGCACAACACUUGUAGAUUUUAUUUAAAUAUACUGCAUUAUUGCAUUUUAUCAAAUCGAAUGGCAACUUGGAUUCUAAAUAAUAAUCUGCAUAUUAAACAUAUAUUUACCUUCCUAAUGAAGACAUUUAAUUCCAAUGUAUAAAAUUCUUUAUGCGAAGCCUUUUGGUGGUUGAACCUAAAACAAUGUCUAUCCUGUUGAAUAGAUGAAGGAAAGGUUUCAUGAAGGGCAGUAUGUUUUAGGGAACUUUGUAUGAGGGAUUCUGUACACACACUACUGUAUCAUAUAUUUUUUAAAUGUACAAAAUAUAACUAUUUUUUCAUCAUAAUAAGAUCUAUAUAAAACUGUUUAUGUUGCAUCUGUGUUGAUAUCAGACUUAUACCCCUGAUUCAAGGUCACUAAACAUUGCAGUAUUUUUCCAGCUAUUAUUGAAAUACAAAUUUCAUUUCACAAAGAACUUCAGAUAACAAUACUCUAAUAGUCUAUUGUCUGACUUAGUGGAUAGAUAUUCCUGUUACUUUGUAAAAAUGUAUUUUGGAUUUUUUAAAGCAUUAUAUUAAAACAAACAAACCUUAUACUGUGCAACAUAAAUGUUACUACUAUUUCUGGUGUACUCCAUGAACAAGACAGUGUUAAUAUUGAAUAUACUGUAAUUUGUCAAUCUGCUGUAUAAUGAACUUCUUUUGGACUUCCUGUAUGUGUAUUUGAAAUGUGCCUCGAUGGAAACAUAUAACAACUGUUACCAUGCUGUACAAGGAUCUGGAAUGAACAUUUGUGCCUGCUUGAGAGGGAACUGACCUCUAUUAUGCAAGUUUCUAUGAUGAGGGAGUUUAUACAAAUUAGCUGUUUUGACAAUCAAUCUUAUUUGCUACACUGUGAUGAUUUGCACUGUCUGUUGGAUUUUAAAGGUGUCUAAGGCUCUUGUUGCCAUAUGGAAUGAGGAGGCCUUUGUCUAACAUCUCCUACACACACUCUCUCUACUAAGGGAGGACUGAGAAGAAAUCCUGCCACUACCUCUGUACAAAUCUUUCUGUAUGUUGCUGAGACUCAAAACCCUAUUAAAAGAAAUAAAGUUACCUUUGGUUAAUCUUA